Molecule: messenger RNA, 1767 nt
Organism: Verticillium dahliae VdLs.17
Lineage: Eukaryota; Fungi; Ascomycota; Sordariomycetes; Glomerellales; Plectosphaerellaceae
Product: aldehyde dehydrogenase
Exons: 3
Coding region: 40-1443 (467 amino acids)
Molecular function (GO): aldehyde dehydrogenase (NAD+) activity
Source: RefSeq, a predicted model, not a curated record
AUCUCUCCAUCUACAAACACAACAAAUCACUUGACCAACAUGUCGCUUGAAACCUUGACCACCAUCUCGCCCAGCACGAACGAAGGCAUCCUCACCCGCAGUGGCAUCUCCCAGGCUGACUUAGACAACCUCCCUAUCACCGCCACCACCGCUUUUGAAUCAUGGCGCAAGACGACUCUCGCCGAGAGGCAGGAGAUCGUCAAGAAGGCUCUCAAGUCUCUCGCCGACAAGAAGGAUGAUCUCGGUCAGGAGUUGACCGUCCAGAUGGGCCGUCCCAUUUCGUACACGCCUGGCGAAGUGACGACCGCCAUCAAGCGUGCCGACUACCUCCUCAAGAUUAGUGACGACGUUCUCAAGGACACAGACGGCGAGGCGGAGAAGGGGUUCAAGCGUUUCAUUCGCAAGGUUCCUGUGGGACCUAUUCUUGUCAUCUUUGCUUGGAACUACCCCUACCUCAUCUUGGUCAACUCGCUCAUUCCAGCGCUGCUGGCCGGAAACACGGUCAUCCUGAAGCCGUCGCCCCAGACCCCCACCAUCGUCGAGCAGGUCGCCAAGAGCUUCGAGGAGGCGGGUCUGCCCUCGGGCGUCCUGCAGUACUUCCACUCCGGUUCUCCGACGCAGAUUGAGACCAUUGUCCGCAACCCCCUCAUCAAGGCCGUCGCCUUCACAGGCUCUGUCGCCGGUGGUCUUGCCAUCCAGUCUGCAGCCUCAGACCGCAUUGUCAAUGUCGGCCUCGAGCUUGGCGGCAAGGAUCCCGCCUAUGUGCGUUCCGACGUCGACGUCGCCUGGGCAGCCGAGGAGAUUGUUGACGGUGCCAUUUUCAACUCGGGCCAGAGCUGCUGCUCGAUCGAGCGCGUAUACGUCCACGAGAGUGUGCACGAUGCCUUUGUCGAGGCGGCGCAGAAGGUCCUGGCGGGCUACAAGCUCGGUGAUCCCUUUGACAAGGCCACACAGGUCGGUCCCGUCAUCUCGAAGCGCUCAAAGGAGACGGUCGAGGCGCACAUCAAGGAUGCCCUGGACAAGGGCGCCAAGGAUGCGACGCCCGAGAACGAGUCGUUCGCCAAUCUGCCGCCCAAGGGCAACUUUGUCAAGCCGACGCUGCUGACGGGCGUGGACCACAGCAUGACGGUCAUGACGGAGGAGACGUUUGGCCCCGUGCUGCCUGUGCAGAAGGUGUCGAGUGACGAGGAGGCGGUCAAGCUGAUGAACGACAGCGAAUUUGGGCUCACGGCAAGCAUCUGGACCAAGGACACGGACAAGGGAUACGAACUGGCGGAGCACGUCGAGGCUGGUACUGUAUUCGUCAACAGGGCUGAUUACCCGAGUCCCGAUCUCGCUUGGACCGGAUGGAAGAACUCCGGCAAGGGCGUGACGCUCAGCCGGUUCGGGUUCGAGGCCUUUGUCAAGCUCAAGAGCUUCCAUCUGAAGGACUACCCGAAAUGAUGGUAAAAAAAAAAAAAAAAAACUCAGACAUGGGGCAUCGCCUUCAUGUUGGCCGCGACACGAAAGGAGGGGGAGAGAACACCGGCAGUUGUUAGAGAGGUCGUCACAGAGGCCAGGCCCAAGCCCCCUCGGCUAUCUCGAUAAACUAGGGGUCCGACCUGGAGAGACUCACUUCAGGGAACGACGUCGAGACCACGGAAGACUCCGAAGUCGUGAUUCAGAUGGCGAGUGUUUGUCUUGCCGGUGAUGGUCAAAACACACCAACGAUUUGCUUUUUCUUCGCUUAAAGUCCCUGCAUUAAUCCUCAUGACCCUGAUUUUUUUU